AUGGAUGCAGAAGGGUCAAAAAAGAUAAGAACUCACAGCCUAUACACCCCCUUGCCAAUACUGGAUUCUCAAGCCAUGCUUCCAUUGAGUAAGGGGGCCCCUUGCGUGAACGCCUUGCGCAGGAACGACCCGUCUGGCCCGGGGAUGCUACCUAGCGACAUCCCAGACAAAGGAAGGGCUAUGAGUAAGGGAUUUUCUGGAAUGAGGUGCGUUCCAUCAUCAAAUCUCCAUCUUCUUCUCACAAGCACCUCGACGCUCUAUCCUACCACCGUAUCCAACGUCUUGCACAACAUCACAAUGCAGCUCCUCAAAACUAUUCUCCUCGCCCUUCCAGUCGCUAUGGCGGGCACACUUCCCCGGGGUUGCGGCACCGCUAUCAACAAAGAGGGUGUCGGCAUGGGGAUGAUUGGCGACAAGCAAUGCCAGAACCUUUUGUUUGAUCUUGAUAGGGUCAUCAUUGGCGAUGGGUGCUAUUGCGUUACGUUUCAUGGCAAAGAUUGCAACGAAGGUGACAAGAACAACUGGCAGUCCUGGUUGCUUGGUUACACGACACUCGACAUGGGAAAGACGAAGAAAGGUUCGGACAGCUACCGAUGCUCAGAUGAUCCAACUUGGGGCGCUAUGUGGGACAAGAAGUGGGCUGAGGCGUUCCCAGAGGUUCCCAAGGUUGAUACGUAG
Messenger RNA from Dothidotthia symphoricarpi CBS 119687, 678 nucleotides. RefSeq lists its product as uncharacterized. The coding region runs from base 1 to 678 and encodes 225 amino acids. Lineage: Eukaryota; Fungi; Ascomycota; Dothideomycetes; Pleosporales; Dothidotthiaceae. The transcript has 4 exons. The record is from RefSeq and is a predicted model, not a curated record.